Molecule: messenger RNA, 9347 nt
Organism: Dromaius novaehollandiae (emu)
Lineage: Eukaryota; Metazoa; Chordata; Aves; Casuariiformes; Dromaiidae
Gene: PDE1C
Product: phosphodiesterase 1C
Exons: 18
Coding region: 130-2280 (716 amino acids)
Biological process (GO): signal transduction
Cellular component (GO): neuronal cell body
Molecular function (GO): calmodulin-activated 3',5'-cyclic-GMP phosphodiesterase activity
Source: RefSeq, a predicted model, not a curated record
AGAUGUGUGAAGUUGGCUGUGCGUGCUGUCACAAGCACAUCGGCAAGGGCGACUAAGAGCUUAGCUCGAGCGCUCUGCCUCCGCGGCGGGAGAGAAACGCUGCAGCUGAAAGGACAAACUGGCAGGAUCAUGACAGAGCCAAGCAGCAGAAAGGAAGGAUUUAAAAAAUGCCGGAGUGCUACUUUCAGCAUUGAUGGCUAUAGCUUUACAAUUGUUGCAAAUGAGACAGGUGACAAAAAUGCACGACCACUUUCACGAUUUGCCCGGUCUAAAUCACAGAACUGCCUGUGGAACACCAUUAUUGGUGGGCUGACCGGUAAUCUCAAAGAAAGGCCGAAGCCGACCAUCAUCAGUGACCCCAGACCUCCCGAGGAAAUCUUGGCAGAUGAACUACCACCAGUGGACAGUCCGGAAGCAUUGGUGAAAACAUCUUUCAGGUUGCGAUCGUUGGUAAAGCAGUUAGAGAGAGGGGAGGCUUCGGUUGUAGACCUAAAAAAGAAUUUGGAAUAUGCUGCUACUGUUCUUGAAUCAGUAUACAUUGAUGAAACCAGGCGUUUACUGGACACAGAAGAUGAGCUCAGUGACAUCCAGUCAGACUCGGUGCCCUCUGAGGUCCGGGACUGGUUGGCUUCUACCUUCACGCGGCAAAUGGGGAUGAUGCUGAAAAGGACUGAGGAAAAACCCCGAUUCAGGAGUAUUGUCCAUGCAGUACAAGCUGGGAUAUUUGUGGAAAGAAUGUACAGACGAACGUCAAAUAUGGUCGGCUUGAGCUACCCACCAGCUGUAAUUGGAGUGCUAAAGAAUGUAGACAAGUGGUCCUUUGAUGUAUUUGCACUAAAUGAUGCCAGUGGGGAUCAUGCACUGAAAUUCAUUUUCUAUGAACUUCUCACACGCUAUGAUCUGAUCAACCGUUUCAAGAUCCCCAUUUCUGCCCUGGUCUCCUUUGUGGAAGCUCUGGAGGUUGGGUACAGCAAACACAAAAAUCCUUAUCACAACCUAAUGCAUGCCGCAGAUGUGACACAGACGGUCCAUUACCUCCUAUUUAAGACAGGCGUAGCGCACUGGCUGACAGAGCUGGAGAUCUUUGCUAUGAUCUUCGCAGCUGCCAUCCACGACUACGAACACACUGGAACCACCAACAACUUUCACAUCCAGACACGGUCAGAUUCAGCCAUUCUAUAUAAUGACCGGUCUGUGCUUGAAAAUCACCAUGUUAGUGCAGCGUAUCGUCUUUUGCAAGAUGAUGAAGAGAUGAAUAUUUUAUCUAACCUCUCAAAGGAUGACUGGAGGGAAUUCAGGGCGCUGGUGAUUGAGAUGGUGUUGGCCACCGAUAUGUCCUGUCACUUCCAGCAAAUCAAAGCCAUGAAGAACGCUUUGCAGCAGCCAGAAGGAAUUGACAAGCCGAAAGCCUUAUCACUGUUGUUGCAUACAGCAGAUAUCAGUCAUCCAGCCAAGGCCUGGGACCUCCAUCAUCGCUGGACCAUGUCUCUGCUGGAGGAGUUCUUCAGACAGGGUGACAAAGAAGCAGAACUAGGGCUUCCCUUUUCUCCACUGUGUGACCGCAAGUCUACUAUGGUUGCUCAGUCGCAAAUAGGUUUCAUCGACUUCAUUGUGGAACCCACUUUUACUGUGCUGACUGACAUGACCGAGAAGAUUGUAACGCCGCUCAUUGAUGAAGCUUCCCGCUCCGGCCUGUCGGGGUUCAGGCGGUCCAGUCUGAACAGCAUUAGUCCCUCAGAAGUUAAAAGAUCAAGUGUCAAGAGCACUGGGUCAGAAGGAAGUGCCUCACUCAACUGCUCCAUACUCACUGUGGACUUCAAAUGUUUUAAAGCCACCUGGACUGAGGUGGUACAGCAGAACCGGGAAAAAUGGAAAGCGCAAGCCACCAAAGAAGAAAAAGCUAAGAAAGAAGCAGAGGAAAAUGCUCACCAGGGAACAGAGGAAAAGAAAACAGAAGAAAAAGAUGAGAAGAAGCCAGCAGAAGAUGCAGCAGCAGCAAAGACAGAAAAUAGCAAAGAACCAAAUGCUGGGGAAAACAAAAGUGCAGAUUCCAGUAAGAAUCAUGUAAAUGGGACUCGGCAAAUCGGGGUGAACAAACAUGAGGCCACUCAAGGGAAAAAUGCAUCUAGGACAGAUAAGGGAACGGACUCUCAUCAAGCAAUGGGAGAAGAGAAACAGCACAUCCAGAAUGGUGAAUUAAAGGAAGACAAUAAGUCAGACAAAAAAGAUCAGUCUAGUGUGGGAAAUGAAUCAAAGAAAACAGAUGAUACGGAAGAGUAAAAAAAAAAUAUAAAAAAAAAGAGACUGCAAAUUUCUUUCAUCAUUUUAGCUGAGCUUCUUCAUUCCUGUUCUCCUCCUUCCGCAAAGACCAGUUUCUGGGGAAGGCGUUAAACAACUUUCAAAACACUCCUCCUCCCACUGGCUACUUCACAAUUAAUGACUCUGGGUUCUAGGGUGGGGGCCUUGUUUUGGGCAUUGAUUUUAUUUUUAUUUGUUUGUUCAUAUGUGUGUGCAUGUGUGCAUUUUUUUGUUGUUUUGGGGAGCUUUUUGUUAAAAAAAAUCUGGUGGUUUCCUGAUGCAAAUGGUUCCAUUUUCUGGACAGGUCAAGCAAAUAGAUGAAAGUCAUCUUCAAAAGUCAGUAUUGCCCUUUGCUGUGCUUCAGCCUGUGAAACCCACAUGAAGACUGUGCAAAGAAUAUCAAAAAUCAUGGGAAAAAACUUGAUAAUACUUCACUUUUUUUUUCUUUUUCCCAAGAGUCUUUCCAACUGCCAGUAGACAGAGAAUUUGACUUAAGUUUUACCCUCGCUAUAGAAGGUUUUGUGCAUAUGCAUGGUGAAUUUGUAGCGUUAAUUGACCAUUUUUUAGGAUGUGAUGCUUUCCCUGCGUGAUACAAUGAUAGCAAAAUGUUUUUAUUUCUAAACUGCAGGUAAACUCACUCAAUCCUUGGUUUUAUUGUGUUUUUGCCGUUAGUGAAAGGAAAGAAGAAUCAACAAAAGUGGUAUUCCCUUGGGGCAAAUUUUGUUGUCAGACUCUGAGUGCAUAUACUUCUUGACGUGUCUGCCUUAACUAGAGAUUACAAAUAAUGAGUUGUUUCCCACAUUUGUUCAUGGGCUACUUGUAACCGCUCUUUGUCUGACCUGAAGAUCUAGGAAAAGAAGGGUAGCAGGGAAUCACACAGAUCAAUUCUUACUUUCAUCUCAGUGUGACAUUUCUUUCAUCACUGAUUGAAUGGACAGGCCAAAGGAAAGGAAAAACAUCACUGGAGAAGUACAGGUAGAGAAAAACAAAAUGAAACAGUGUGUCCUAAAUACACUACUGGAGUCAGUAGAUAUAACUGUGGCAUCCAGUGGAGCUAGACACAUGGAAAGAAGCCAUCAUUUUGGCCCAUUUUAAAGAGGAAAUGUUAAAAAUAUCCCCCUAAGCCCUUGAUUCAGGAAAGUAUCUUUUUUAUGAAGAGUGUUAAACAUUUAUGUAAGUGCUUUUCUGGCUUGGGAUCUCGGUAGGGAUGCAGUUAAUUAUAGGUACUUUUGCCUAUCUGUGUGGAAAUCAAGACAUGCAUAUAUACACAUACACUUGUUUUCUGCCUGACUCCCCUUUCAUUCAGGAUGCAGUCUUGCUGUGCUAAUCAUAUAUGUAUUUUACAAGGAAUUUGACUGCUGUCAUGGCUCUUCACUAUGUAGAGAACAUACAAAACAUUGGCUUAGGAAGGUAACUCAUUCUCGUGUUCAAAAGCACAGGACUUUACCACCAGCCUAUAUGAGAACUUGAGCCUCUGUUCCUGCUUAAACUGUGCAUGUACAGGGAUGAACUUCACGUAACACUAGUAAAAGUCACAGCAGUGAGCUCAGCCUAUAUCCACAUUUAAACAUGAAUACUUUCUCACUCAGGAGUGUUUGUGUCUGGGGUUUUGAUUAUUACGGCUAGAGACAUUUUGAGUUCUUUUUUUGGACACCAAAGUUUGAGUUUGUUCAAAGCCAGAUAUUUAGAUUAGGUUCAUGCUAUGAAAAGGUUGCACUUAAUUCCAUAUUUUAAGAAGGAAGACAUGCAAAAAUAGUUCUUGCAGUUCUUCUCAGAACUCACAGUUAGCUUCACUGUACUGGCUCAUUCAAAUAAAAUAAAUAGAAGGGCACAGAGUGUUCCCAUUUGUGAGCUCCUGGUUCAGUGGUAGCUCUGUGCACAUAUCCUGGGGUAGACUUACUGAGGAAAGAAACGGUGCUGAGAGGACAGUGGCUCCACAGGCAGUACAGACUGUGCUCCCUGUCAUGCACUGGGAAAAGGGCUGUGUCAUCCCACAGCGCUUUCCCACCUCCCCUUUCCACCCACCGUGAGCAUCCAGCCCCAACAAGAGCGGUAGAAUAUGAGAUCCGGCUUUGACCAGGCUCUUUAACGGGACAUUGAUGAAAUAUCACUAAUACGGAGCUAAAUACCACACUGGUGACUCAGUCCCUGAAGUGAGAGGGAACAUACCCUGAUUAGGAGCUUGGUCAGUGGAGCAGAAUUUAGUCAAUUUUUUUUUUAAGUUACCCUUAUGCAAUGUACAGUGAUUAAAAAUGCCUUAGAUCAUGCAAACUGGAAUAAUUUAAAAAUGAAAAUCUUUUUCUUCAUCUACUUCUGAUAUUUAUUUUCUUUCUUUCUGGGACUGACUCCUUUCAGAUAGUGAAGCAAGACUGCUUUGUUCAUAUCUGGUCAGUCCUUGCUUCUCAUGCACUGGCACGAAGGUGUGAAAUCAGACUGGAAAAGGCUUUUCCUUGACUGACAAAGUUAUUCACCACUAGCAGAAACUAACAAGGGAAUAUGUUGGAUUUGCCAUCCCUUGGGGCUGCAGAUCCAAACUGGAUGCUGUUCUGGAAGAGAUGCUAUAGUCAAAGAAGUUACUGAUUGCAGCACAAAGGUAUUGCAGUAAAAUGUUUUGCGAUAUACAGGUGGACAGAUCUAGCUCUAAGAUUUUCCUGCUCUCUUUAAAGUGUCUGAGUAUGGUAGAGUGGUACAACAUUUUUGAUUUAUUUUUUUAUUAUCACUUAAAAAAAAAUCCCCACGAAAUCUCUUCUGUUAGCUUGGAAUGAUAUAAAGUGCAAGCGAAAUGUAGAAAUUGAGAUCCUACAAAGAGACUAGGCCAGAUGGAAAAAUCUCUCAUGGGGUCUCUUCCUGGGAUCACACCUACAUUACUAUACUCUGAUUAUCCGCCUCCCUGGAGCACUCUGCAGCAUUGUGCUAGUGCAUCGUGAGCCAAGGAAUGGUAUGUUUAGACACCUCCCAGUUAAACUAGAGAUCAGCCACUGUGCAGUUGUGUAAAAAAAUAAUAAAAGUUAAAAAAAAUAUAUUACAGAACGGCUUUCUCUUAUUUUAUUCCACCAAAGAAAGAAAGAAAGAAAAGAAGGAUUAGGUCUGUAUCAGCUAAUGGCAUGACCUCUGUUUAUAAAGAAUAAGAAAGGAUAUCUGCUGUUACAUCCUUACCGAACUUUCCCCUGGAUGUAUAGAAAUUAUGUUUUCAGAUGCCUUCUUUUUCCAGCAUCUCUAAGACUAUCCAAGUAAGGAAUAAGCCAGAAAAACUGAAAAUAUAGGGCCAGUAAUGCUGGCCUCGUGCUGAAGUGCAGUAGACUUAUUUGGGAAUGCCUACAAGCAGGCACCACGGAGUCUUAUGGGGUCAGCGAGCACCUUAUGGAGGGAGGAAUAGACAGGGAGGUUGUGUGCCAAUGAGAUGGUACACUUCUGCCUCUGUGAGGGGACUGAAUAUGCUCUCCGAAAGCUUUGCCUUGCUGGAUGAGCACCAGACAACUUUUACUCCCCAGAAAGUGUUGUCUAAUGUAGGAAGGAGAAUCCAGACACUUUACCCCCUUAAAAUAGGGAGGGCUGUCAUUGGAAGUAUCCCUGCCGAUGUUUUCUCCUUUAGCUGGAACUGGUCUUGAGGGAUUUAGCAGCCCUCUCUCUCAUGGUGAUUUAGCACUUGAGCUCCUGACUACACGAUAAUUAAAAAAAAAGGAAGCAAUAUGUCAUUAUCCUGGUCAUUACUUAAAUGACUCAAAGGGUGACAGGUUCUCUGGUCUGCACUCAAGCAGUGAUUUAAACUGUGUGUUUCUGCGACAACAGUCAAGAAGUGUUCACACAUAUGAAAAAAAGGAUUUGUUUAUUUUGAGCUUUUUAGAUUAUAAUGGCUGUGAGGCACCCUUUCAAAAUCAAGUACUUAUGCACACCAGCUUUCCUUGCAAGCUACACAACUUCUUUUGUCUAAGUUAUGUAGUCAGAUUUCUGCAUUUCCUUAUAAAAAGGUGAUAUCACUGUUGCUUUCAAUGUUAGGGAAAAAGUAUAGUUGCCAUAAAUCAACUUUUUUGCUGCAGAGGCAAUAAAUAGGCAGGUGAUUAAAAAAAAUUUUAAAAAAGCUUUGCUAUUUUAGGCUUAAAACAUACUUCAAAGUAGUCAGUCUAAGCAGACUGAUACUCACCUACAAGUGCAGCCUUUUAUGUAGCUUCAGCUGCUAUAUUUUCAUACAGUAGGAUGUAUAGUAGCAAAACAAACCUGGAAUUUGGGAGCCUGGUUCUGCACUGGUGAAUGGAAGAGGCAGAUUCCUCUUUCUCACUGCAUUGUUUCUUGGACAUAAAUUGGUGGUUGGAAAGAAACUUUCCAAAAUGUAGUUGCUUAUGUCAGAGAAAAAUGUUUUUUACCACAUACCAUUUGAAUACACAGUGUUUGAAUAUGCACAAAGGUCAUACAUGCUCAAUCUAGAAGCAAAAACAGUUCGAACUAGACAGUUUUUAGUACGGUAGAGAAAGCUGCUUUGUAAUCAGGAGAUCCAUGAGCUCACCUAGUUAAAGGGAACAGCAAACACUUUCAUUGCUUGUCCUUGCAGAUUCUACAGUGGAUCUCAGACCUGUUUUUUAAUUAAAAAACACGAUAAUCCAUUCAGAUUAGAAAUAGUGAAAACUGACUAGGAAAGUACUUUUAUGGCCUCGGCUAGAAUCAACUAGUCUAUCUCCAGGAACUCACGGGAUGGUCUUAAAUAUUUCUUAUUGGCUCAUUUUUCCUCAGAGAUCAUUUUGUAAUAAUGAAACUUAUCCUCUGCUGAUCUAUAUGUCAGCCAUUUAUACUCAGCAAAUGACAGCACAAUCAAAUCCUUUUCUUUUAAUCUACCACCUCAUCCAAUAAUUAAAAGCAAAAAAAGAAUGACCCUGUGAUUUCCUGUGUGUUGAGCCAGUGCCGAUCUCAGGGGUGUGCUGGUGCGAUGUCCGAAAGCCAGCAUGCAAAUCUGGUAACACCCCAGCUGAUGCUGUUAAAGAGCCUGGAUUAUGUUAUAUAGACUCCAUGCAAAUUGCUGGGGAGAGCAGCCAUCACUGCUGGCCAGGUAGAAGGGAGAAAAAAAUCACAUUUUUCACGUUUUUAAGGCACAAUUUCUUCUCUCACUGAGGAGGGUAAAGAAGCUUAUCCCACAGCAUCAGCAGGUCUGCCUCAGUCUCAGAUUAACAUCAGGUGUAUGUCCUACACUUGAUGUGGGCAGACGAGUUUUGUAAUCCCGAGCACCCCUUUCCCUGCCUGAUUGCUGUAGUCAAAGAAUAAUCAUAGCACAUGACCACUGCUGAUGACACUUUUCUGUUAAAAUGAAAUGUGGUCCAUGCGUUUCCAUUUGCUGACUCCAUCUUUUCUCCUUAUGUUUCAAUUUCCUUUUUUUCCUGAACAAACAUAGAGAUCUCUGAUCUGUACCCAAGCAUGAUUGUGACGUUAUCAGCCCUAUGCUUCUCUUAGAGGCACGAGCUCUCUGCUCUGGUGAGUCGAGCAGAGGGUGGAAAAAAUGGAGCUACUUCCACACAAACUAGCUCAGGACUCAAAGCAACGAAGGCCUCCCAGUCCAGAGCCCAGUCUCAGCUAAUUUGCUUUGCUAUCUAAGCACACAACAGCACUCACUCACAAGCCUCACAGCACGUUCUUGGCAUUUUGCAUUCUUUUGAUUGCUUCCCAGUGCAUGUGUAUAGGCUGUGGCGUUCUUGUAACCCCCAGUUUUAGAAGCUAUCCAGUGGCAGGAGGAAUACAUGUAAUCCCAUUGUCUCUGCUGGUGGUUGUAGGAGUGCAUGUAGCAAACAGAAUUACUUAUGGCCAUUGAGGUUUUCUAGUGAUGAAACCUAGCAGUAGAAUGGCAGAGUGGACAUUUUCCUUUUCUUCUUGCUUGGAUGAUAUUUUUAUACAAUUUUAUAUGCAAUUUUUUUAAAUAUUUGCUAUUUUUAUUGUAGGGUUCUGGUUGGGGUUUUACCAGAACUUCUGGUUGUCUACAGGCCCAGAUUCUCACAGGAAUAUUUUCCUUCCCUUUCCUCCUCCCCCUUCUUCCUCUCUAGGCAAAAGCCAUUGCAUUUGCAACAUCAGCUUACAGCAAAAUAACACCUAGGGCCUGAUCACUCUUUUAGUUGCACUGAAAUCGAAGGAAGUUGCAUGCAAAGUCUUGCUAGUCCCACUGCAGCAUCUGGGGCCAAAGGCUAAAUAACCGAAAUAUGUGUAUCUUGUUAAAUGCAGGACAGUCCUGUGUAAAGCCAAUGCAUCAGGGUAGUGCUGUCUUCCUUUGCUGUGGUAGGAGCUGCUUCCACCACAAUAUAUCUAAAUAAGAAAAAUCUCUCUCUGUUACUACAAUGCUACUUUUUGCAGCCACUUUAGCGAGUAGGCACUUCUAACAAAGGCAUAUGUUGGUGCACUGGCUACCUUCAGCAGGGAGGAAGGGUGAACAUUAUGGCUUACCUGUGACAGUAGAUUUCACUGCUCUUUACUUAUAUGUACAUAGUGACAGGUCCUAAUGAAGCUAAGGAAUGUUAAACCUAUUCGUAAGGGGGAUAAGGGGAAAUUAACCAAAUUCAAGGAUCUUGGUCUUGUAAAAUAACUUUUCCUCAGCUGGCAUUCUGCAGGGAAUUCUAUGUAUGAAGUUGAACAUAAACUUUAGAGUAUGUUUUUAUUAGCAGAACUGAUAAUGGAGAUGUCUUUCUUGAACUGAACUAAAGCAAACAAUAUACACCUGUUCUCUAACAUUUUUCAAGGAAGCAAGAGGCAGGUUAUUGUACUAUUUUGCGCCAGGGGAUGGAAAACAAAUCAAAAUCCAUUUUGAAAGCAAAAUUCAAUGCAAGUUUGCUCUUGGGACUGGGUGGGUAGGGUAUCCAAAAAACCUAUUUGGUUUGUAAAGACUCAUUAAGGAAAAAAAAAUGCAAAACUGAUAUGAAUCAUGCCAUGUAAUGCCAAGUAUUCUCAACUGUUCUGAGAAUAAUUUUAAACAGUAUAUAUUUAUUGUCAAUUUCUUAUUUGAAAGAAGAGGCUUGUGGUCUCUAAAUGUAUAAAACAUUUUUCAGCAUUCCAGUUCUUCUGUAACUGAGUCCAUGUAUGUU